Diaporthe batatas is the source of this 3228-nucleotide messenger RNA. RefSeq lists its product as uncharacterized. Gene Ontology annotation, cellular component: transcription regulator complex; PcG protein complex. NCBI's taxonomy places the organism in Eukaryota, Fungi, Ascomycota, Sordariomycetes, Diaporthales, Diaporthaceae. The transcript has 7 exons. Gene Ontology annotation, molecular function: RNA polymerase II cis-regulatory region sequence-specific DNA binding; DNA-binding transcription factor activity, RNA polymerase II-specific. Gene Ontology annotation, biological process: regulation of transcription by RNA polymerase II. The record is from RefSeq and is a predicted model, not a curated record. The coding region runs from base 1107 to 2444 and encodes 445 amino acids.
GUGAAAUAGAGUGAGUGGGUUGGACCAUGGAAAAAGCUACCUGCCCUCGCCCGCCCUUAGUACCUGCCCAGGGCCAUAAGGUACGAUUUUAUUUUUAAGAAGACCCCUUGUCCUCGACCCAAAACUUCCUCCUUCCCGUCAGAGCGUCAUAUCUUCUAUCACCACCGCCACACGCUCCUCUCUCCGACUCCGACUCCCGUCUCUGUCUGUGCCUCAUAGCAUCGGACAGCCUGCACCUCACACUCCUUGUUCAGGGUGUAGACAUCGCCGUCGUCAUAGCCACCGAAAUCACCAACCACAUCAAUUUGACAGUCAGCGGCCACGCCGAUUCGAGCUUCCUACGCGUCCACAGAUCCUACCAACUCCAACGGUGACAUCAGGACCAUCCAUACCGAGGUCACAACUAGCCCUGUCGCGUCCGAGUAGACACCGAGAUAUCAAAGUCGCCGUGCGAAUUCCAGUCGGCAGUAAUCGAGGACGGGUUGUAUUGAGUCAGCCUCUUCCGACGACUUCGGCCUUCAUUGCCAUCGACCCUACGGAUCCCCUCACAACAGUCUUUCCUGAUCAACGCGUCGGGGCGCAACUGCGAAGGGCAGCGGGCACCUCGCGCAUCACCUUGCGCGUCAAAUCUGCCCACGCCGAAUCCUCCGACCUUGCAGGUAAAACUGGUCCCCUACACUGUGCACCGGAAUAGACAAGAUCCAAACGGGCCUUGGCCAGUGUGGAAAACAGACACUAGGCUGGUUCAGGACAGAGCGCGUCUCUACUAAUUCAACACGCGCCUCUUCCUGCACCUUGAUCCGUGCACGACAAUCCGGUACCCACCCCCAGCAUUUCACGGGUCUCCAGACAGGGCCCGGUCAGCCGCGUGCAGCAGUCAGCAACCGCCAACGACAGGCCCCGUUUUGCUGCCCAGUGCCGAACUGAUACACACCUUUGUGGUCUCGUGUGUUCAUCUUGAUUGAUUCGCGACCUGCAUCUAGCGCACCUGCAACCAACAGCCACCGGGUUCCGAAACAUUCUGGUGUUGUAAGACACAUCUUAUUUCCUUGCUGCGGGAGUGCAAUUUCCUUGCGGACGAACCCGUGGACCCUCCCGGUGAGGUUAUGGGCAUUACCAAUAUGCUGAACCAAAAGGGCGGCGUUCAAGCGACGCAUUCAAUUCCAGGUGUUCAGGGAUCCACUCCAGAACAGCCUGCUCACCAGCAACUCCCCCAGAUUCCGAUGGACCGCGCCGACUCGCCUCACGGAUCCGAACACUCGAGGUACUCGCAGCCUACCAUGAACGGCAGCAUGCAAAACGCUCGGCCGUAUGGCUCUCCCAGUGCGAUGCACGCCCCUCUCCACAUGCCCGAGCCCAACAUGGGCCCAAUUGGAUUUCCUGGCAUGGCCCCCGAUAUUGCCCACGCCAUGCCCCAAUAUGCGAAGCCCCCCGAGGCGGUAGCGGCCCAGCCACCUCCCAAGGCAUACCCAUGCAGCACUUGUGGGAAGGGAUUCGCAAGGCGUAGUGAUCUUGCCCGCCAUGAGCGGAUCCACACUGGUGUGCGGCCACAUGUCUGCGACUUCCCAAACUGCGGCAAACAGUUCAUCCAGCGAUCCGCUCUUACCGUUCAUCAGCGAGUGCACACGGGAGAGAAGCCACACAUGUGUGAACGUUGCGGCAAGCCCUUCAGCGACUCUAGCUCUUUGGCGCGGCAUCGUCGGAUCCACUCGGGUAAGAGGCCGUACAAGUGCCCGUAUGCCGAUUGUCAAAAGACAUUCACGAGACGCACGACACUCACUCGCCACCAAAACCAUCACACUGGCACAGUCGAGGAUGCUGCCCGCGCGACUGCGGAGGCCCUGGCCAGGAAUAGCGUGGCUCGCUCGGGCUCCGCACGUCCUGCCCGGUCUGACGGUGAUCAAGUUAGCAACCAUGGAUCGCCCAUCUCUACUCCCUCUCCUGCGCAAAGGACUAUGUCCAUGUCACCAAGCUCCGAGAUGGUGGGUGCCAACGGAAUGCAACACGGCUAUGUUGGAAACACGUCUUUGCCCGCCCACCUGCGCAACGACCUGCACACCGGCAGCCCCACAUCUACAACAUCGGCAGGUUUCGCCAACAACGUCCGGCCAACAUCGCAUCCCACGGCUUAUGGAGCAGCGCCUCCGACGACAUUGGAGCCGAGCAUCGAGAACGGGCAAGGACCCGGCAGUGCUGCUGGAAGCCCACACAUGAGCAGUGUUGGAUGGGCUUCCCCCUCACAUGUUGCGGCAUCGCCUGUUCACAGCAACAACGGCAACGGCAGCUACGUCUACCCAGACCCUGACCAAGGGUAUCCCAGCAACCCGGCCGCACAAGGGCAGCUGUUCUACAGCGCGGCCAUGGGCUUGCAGAGACCUGGGAGCGCUGAGCCUGGUGCGGCAAACUACAACAAGCCACGCCAGGGUGAACUCUGGGCUGCCUGAGAGGAGCCACGAAUGUCAGAAGGACACUCAGUGCGUGCACAGGCCUAGAGGCAUAGAAACCUCUUCUUUGGUUGCAUAUCCAGGCAUGCAAGUACAAAUCAUGACAGCAGACCGGCUCGUAUUUUCUCAACCCUUUUCGGCCGUCAAACAGUGACGAUUCCAGAAAGAAUUUUGGCGGGUACCCAUUGAUUGUUCAAUUGGUGCGGAAAUCUGCACCUAUUCUUUUAUAAUGCGGAAGUUACGGCGCAAACUUGAAUCGACUGUGGAGGGUGGUAAUGAGGAUUCUCGGCUGGGAGUACACUUUUCUUCACUCCUUUAGACUGGCAAAUGGGCACCGAAAAGGCAGGACAAGCGUGGCAGCGCAACAGGACGAUGACAGGAUGGUGUUUGGAGCUCACGGUUGAUUGCUUUCCAGGUCAGCAGACACAAAAGUGACUACCUAUUUUACUAUUUUGUAACGUGUAAAACAAUUAGACGUCCGAUAGCUUCGAUGACCAAGGAAAGAAAAAAAUGGGACUUCUGUGUACUUGACAUACAGCUUGACAAUAGUGUGACACUGACAUGUCAUAUAUCGAGGGCCGGUGAGACGAGGUCAGGAGAUAUUUCUUGUACUUGCUUGAUGAAGCCCUUGUUCGCAUCAGCGAGUGGCGCCCAAGCGACUUCUGGGUUGAGAGAGCCGAGCCAGCCUCGUCAGACAGACUGCGUCCGCCAAGUAGAUGUAAGAGGUCGGAACCGGAAGCUGGCCAGGAUCCGAGGCCAGGCUAGUUUUGUUGUAGCCGGGCGC